Molecule: messenger RNA, 8313 nt
Organism: Cyclospora cayetanensis
Lineage: Eukaryota; Apicomplexa; Conoidasida; Eucoccidiorida; Eimeriidae
Biological process (GO): mRNA processing; mRNA export from nucleus
Cellular component (GO): THO complex part of transcription export complex
Molecular function (GO): mRNA binding
Source: RefSeq, a predicted model, not a curated record
AUGACGACUGCGGAUUCCAAGCAACAGCCUGCAGUAGCAGCAGCAACCGCACGUCAAAAGGACUCUCAAGCGGAGGGCAGCUUGCAAGGCAUAUCGGCUGCAGCAACCCACCGUUAUGUACCUGUGAGGGCAAUCAGCGAUGGCCAUGGCAGCAGCAGCAAUAUCAGCAGCGGCACUCAGGAUGCAGGGGUAGACCGAAGUAUCCUGGUAGAUCCGCAGAGGCAAUGCGAUCUUCAGGAAACGGAGAAGCGUUUUGCGGAGCUUUUAGAGCGUCGUUUGGAGGCCUGGAAGAGCCGCUGCCUGCCCGCGGUGCCUCUCGUGCUGCAGGAAGUCUGUCAGAACCCCAGUAGCGUCACUGGCUCGUGCGGCGUGUGCGUGCGGCUGGUGGAUCUUAGUGUCUUGCAGUCUGUGAAAGCUCCCGAAACUGAGGUCGAACUCGUUGCUUUCUUUCUAGAAUUCGUAUAUUGUGUCUCCUGGGGGCUCCUCCAUCCACAAGGGGCCGUCGCCUUCCUCCAGCAGCACGUGCUACCCCGCACGGUGCUGCACCUGCUGCAGCUGCUGCAGGCUGUCCAUGACUUAGCCAAGGCGGAGCGCGCAAACGAGCAGCAUGCAGCAGCAGCCGCUGCCGCUGCUGGCGAAAAGGCACUCCAGGAGAGCAGCAGCCGACAGGCAACUGACACCCCCGCGACGGGAUUCACAGAAACGUGCCCAGCAGAAGCGCCAACAGCUGAACGCAGCAACACCCUGGCCUCCGAGGGAGCAGCAAAUUCGCCUCGAGUGGUUGCGGAGAAGCGUCUGGCGGAGGAUUCUCAAUUUCAGACUUUGACUGCAGACGUCUCAGCGGCAGUCUCAGGAGCCACGGAGGAGGCUGGCAAGGCUCCAGCAUCGGUGGCGUUCCCGAAGGAUGCAGCCUUGAUGGACGGCUGCAUUUCCUUUGCUUCUUGCUUCAAUGGAGCGCCUUCUCACACCACGCUCAAUUUCGUCAAGGCGGCAGCCUUCUUAGCCCAUGUUUUGGGCCCCCUGGGAGGGGGAACCGCCAGACUGGGGGGCCCCCAGGGGGCCUCCGAGAUCGGCAGCAGAAGCAUUGGAAAGCAGCUGCCGCAGCCAUUCUUGGCGAUGCUGCUGGAUGGCGUCACAGAGUGCGCGGAUCUCAUUGCGGGCAGUGCAAGCAGUGCGAAUGCACGGAAGGCGAGGAGCACGCUGGCUGCCUUUCUGCGGCUGCUGGAGCUCCAGGGCCUAGCAACGUCUCAAGACAUCUGCGGAAUUGUCUCGAGCUCCAGACUUGAUGAGAUGCAGUGGUCUAGGCUGCCUGCAGGCGUCCCCUCAGGAGGCGUGAGAGGAGCCCGUAGGGUGAACGAGCUGCUGGUGAAGGAGCGAACUAAGCGGAAGUUUACACUUACGGUGCACAAUGCGGCGAGGGAGCAUAUAGCCCUCUACGCGAGGAUGCAUGCGCUGCUUAUUGAGUUUGCAGCACACCCGGAGAAGCUGCCAGUCGAGGUAGCGGCGCACGCAUUUCGUGCGGUGGUAAGCAACGGCAAUCUCUGUCCUUCUCGCUCUUUGUCGCUGCUGCUGGGAGUCUACGAGGACUAUCUAUGGGCUCCGAAUCAGCUGCUGCCUCUGGUGCGCCUUUACGCGAACUCCAAAGUGAGGGAGGUAGUGGGGUUCACGCUUCACCUGUACGCCGACGCCUAUAGACAACACAGGCUACAGCCAGCGGCUAUGCCGCAGCCACAGCUGCCGUGGGGCAGCGGCGUCGGCAGCAGUCCCAGCAAGAGACAGGAUGCGUCCACAGUCCGGAUGGUGGAGGAGGCCAUGGGUGCUCUCAAGACGUCUGUGACGUGCAGCACCGCCAUGGGGCCCUCGAAGGAAUUCUACGACCUUUUGGCUCUCCUGAUUAUGCGAGGGGUUCUCUCCCUCGAGGAGCUCUACCCCUACUUGAUGCCAACCGACGCCUCUCUAGCGCUGCUCGCCGAUUGCCUGGCUGUCCGCUUCCGCGAGGCUUUAGCGCUUGCCAAGACGGGCACUCUCCAGUCCCCCCCCAAGUGUUCAGGAGCAGCUCUAGCGGCAACACCAACAGCACACCAACAAAAUGGAGGCCUUCCAGGCGGAGCUGCGAUGUCUCCGCAGCCGCAGCAGCAGCCGCAGCAGCAGCAGCAGCUGCCUCCAAGCGCGCAAGGCUAUGCUUCGUCUGCUGGGACGUAUGCCUCCGGAAACGUCGGAGGGGUCCAGCAUUUCGGAGGGUCCUACGGAAACUCCCCUCUCGCCUGGGGAGGCACUCCCGCACGGGGAGCUCGUGAGGACUGGAGGCAUCAGCAUCAGCAGAAACAGCAGCAGCAGCAGCAGGAGCAGCAGCAGGGGAGAGAGAGUCCUUCUGCAUCCUCCCUAGCUGAUUCCACUGCCGCCUCAGGGAAUGUGGCAACUGAAGAGGCCGCAGUGUCUGCUGCACUGCCACCGCAUGUGGAGCAUCUGUUGCAAGGGGCGGAGAAGACAUACCGGGCCUCAAGGGAUUGCUUCUUUCGGCUGCAGCUCCCUAAGCUCGAGCUUCUGGCAUCGCUCCUGGAUUUCAACGCGUUCGAAAGCGCAGAGCAGCUGCUGCUCCAUUUCGCAGGCAAACUGCGGCUUCUUGUCUCGGGGAACUCCCGCGUCUACAAGAGUCUCGUCCGAUACAUCAGUUGGCUGAUACACCCCAUUCUGAGGGGUCCAGAGGCCUCUCUGCGGGAGAUGCUGGAGGCAGCCGCGAAGACGCAGAAUCUCUCCGCGCGGCAGUCGGAGGGGGGUCGUAUUUCUGGCAGCGUGAACGACGACCCUAUAGACCAGCCAGUGCCUUCGGGAGACGCGUUGGAGGCUUUGCGCAAAGCCGCGGAAAACGAGUCGACUUUCAAUCCUUGCAGAAUCCCUCGGCUGUGGUUGGGCGUUCUGCUGCCUUCCCUGAGGCCGUCUGCAGAAGCAGCCUCUGGUACAGAAGCGCGAGAGGAGUUUAGAGCUCAGGGGCUCAUGCAGUGCCAUUCGUUUGACGAUUUUUUCCUGAAGGCCGUUCCGCUGCUUCGGCUGCUUCACGCUUCCUUGGCGUUCUCUCCGCGGCUGCUGUUAGGCGUGUUGAGCAUCUGCAAGGAGUUUGCAGCGGCUGUAAAGGCUGGCUGCGAGCCGCGGGACUGGCGCUACGAAGAGAUGGUCUCCUGUAUGGCGGAAGCGAUCUUCCCAGCAGUGUCACAGGUGCUACACGGGGCACCCUUGGUGAAUGCGCUCUUGUGGUCGGUGCUAAAGGAGCUGCCACCUCACAGGCGGUAUCGCAUGUACGACAGAGUCAUGCAACUGUGGAGAGAGGAGCACUGCCCCCUGGCUUUGAAUUAUGAGAUCGCCCGCAUAAAGCUACGGAAGCUGCUGAAGCGCUUGACCUCGACUAUCUUCUCUAAAAAGGCGAAAAACAGCGACAGAGGCAUUCUUGCGGAGAUUGCGGCGUUGUCGCUCACGGCGCCGCUCCCUCUCGCCGAAGCCGCUAUUACUCAAGGAGACUUCUUCGACGGCAACAUGGUGCAGACUCUCACCGAGGCUACGCGAAGGGUAUCCAGUGUGGCGGCAGACGUGUUGGCUUCGCGCUUCAUUCAACGCCAGUUGCAAAGGAGAGACAGUGGAGGCGAAGCAGACGGAAUUACUGUCUCCCGAAAGCUCUUAAAUCGAGCUGCAAUGGCAGGGCAGUUCUUCAGGAUCCACAAGGAGACCGAUCUGCGUCCCCUGCUGCUUUCUACUGUCACCCGGAUGUGGUGUGAACUGCACACGAAGGAUGUGCAGCAGUUUAGGAAGAGACGAGUGGAGGAGCUCCCCUCAGACGGAGAUGCGAUGGCAGUGGACGGGGAGGUGCCGGAGGAUCUUGUCGCGGGAGGCUUGCUUGUCAGCAUUGCAGGCAAGAACCGCAAUUACCCUAAUGAGCUCGCAGGGUACAUCCGAGACAAGGAAUACAUCGAGAGACUCUUGGAGCUGGUUGGAGGCUGUCCUCGGCUGCCGGAGGCGGGAGCGCUGACCGUUGAUCAGAUUUACGCGCAGGCAGGUGGUCCUCUGCUGAAGGCGGAGGUGAUGCUGGUAGGAGAUGAAGACUUAGCCGUUGACGUCCGUGCUCAGCGUGCCUUGUCGGAUGCCUUAAGGGAUCCUCGGUUGCUGCUGCCUUUGCUGCUAAUUCCCGCGAAAGUGCGAGCUGAACUUCUCUAUGACGCGGAGUGCAGGACCUCUAUGCAGGCAUUCGCUGCCGCCGUAGACGACCUGCAGAAGUAUCACCUGCAGUUGCUCGAGUACCUCAGUCGCUCCUUCAGUCGGGAGACGUACAAGACGCUUCUGCCCCCUCAUGAGGUUCUCUUUGCCUUCCUUAGCCCGGCUAUGGCGUGGAGCUUCUUAAGGCCUGCGCUCGAAGACUUUCUUACGAUUGGAGGCGCUCAAGGAAGCGGCAGCAGCGGCAGCGGAAACACUAACAACAAUAGCAGCGGCAGCAGCAGCGGCAGCAGCAGCGGAAACACUAACAACAAUAGCAGCGGCAGCAGCAGCGGAAACACUAACACUAACAACAAUAGCAGCGGCAGCACAGCAGCCGGAGCUUCGGGUGUUGCUGCAGAUGAUGGAUGUUCAAGCCCGUCUAGCGGCAGUGUAUCGACAGCGCUAGUGGUAGAGGCCUCUUUUACAGGUGUCGUGUUUUGCCGCUUCCUCCCUCGAGGGCGCCUCUAACGCGAGGCAGCAGCUGCAGCAGAUUUUUCGAUACGCAUUGAGAGAUAGAGAGCCCUUUUCCCCCUCCUAUUUCCCCCCCUCUCAUUUCCCUCCUACGCGUGUGUCACGCCUUCCGUUUCUGCAGAUCAGUGGAAAAGUCAAAUGGUGCCGCUGCUGAAGCCGUCCGGGGUUGACUCGCGGCAUCUGGACGGCCUCUCCUUGGAUUUCUUGCUGCUCUUCUGGCGUCUGUCUCUAGAAGACAUCAUUGUGCCGAAUAUCCAAUAUGAGACAUCGCUCAACAAGCUGGAAAAUGCAAUUCAUGAGACGCAGCGCGCGCUCGAAGACAUCGAGCGCUACCGUCGGAAUCUCGGCAGCAGCAGCAGCAGCAGCAGUGGCGGGAGUCAGCCUACUGCAGCCAUGGUGGCUGCGGGGGCUGCUGACUUUAGCAGAAAAGAAGAAGACGGCCUUCGCAAGAAACGAGGCAAGCUGAAACUUCAGCGCCGCGCACUCCUGCAGGAGUGGGAAGAACACAAAGCCCGCCAGGCAGCCGUGCGGUCAGCUUUGCAGGACGAGAGUCGCUCGUGGCUGUUACUGCAGCAGACAGGAAACGAUACUGCGGCUAUGGCGGGGACUGAUGGAGGGCAUGAAGCAGGUGUCUCGUCCUGUGAGGCAACAACACUAGACGGAUCGAUACCUCCUGCAGCUGCGGCAGCCGCUGCCGCAGCUACAGGCGAUGGCAAAUUCGCAAGCUCAAAGAGGGGACCAUUCGCAUUGCGAGCCAUCAUCAAGUACAUGCUGGCGCCUCGCGUGGUGAACUCUGAAGCGGAUGCUCUUUUCUGCGCGCAUUUCGUCUGGCUGCUCGUCGGGUUGCGGCUGCCCCUCUUCAACUUCCUUGACUUUAUGAAUAUCUGGACGCGGAUGCUGGUUCCGAUUAUCAGGAGCAGCACGGAGCGAGAGGCGCAGAUGUUGGGGUUGUUUGUUGCGGAGAUUCUGUCCCCUCUUCGCCGCUGGCUGCAGGACGAACAGGCUUUUGAGAAGGAGACGGCGGGAAACUGUUGCUUCGCACUGACGUACAGGUUCUCCGACAACAAGGCGAAGCACUGCCACCUUACGAAGGGCGCGAAGAAGUGGGAAUCUCGCAUUUUUGACGGCUUGGUGCAGAGUGCACUGGGAGUUUCUGUUUUUGAGGGCACCUGCUGCUUUUCCGAGUCUGCUUGCCUUGCAGGCCUACCACAUGCCUCCGCAGCGACGUCAGCGCCAGACCCUUCAAGCUGGUUGGCAGCGAAAGCGGCUGUUGUUUUCCUUUCGCGGUGUCACGACAGCUUCCCGCUCACGUACAAGCGGGGUGUCGAAUUGAUGCGUCGUCUGAGUGAUGCUCUCACUGCAGCCCAAGCCUGGAACUGGAAGGAUGUCUCUUUGUCAGCGGGUAGCAUCAUGAAGGUGCUGGCUAAGCACCAGAGGGAGGGCUGCUGGCUAGACCCUCUGCCUGCUGCCGCAAUCGCAACUUCCGCAGGAGGGCAAGCGGAUGAAAAAGCAAAGAGUCCUGUUGGCAUGCAGCAAAGGGCAGCAACGCCGUCAAAAGAUGCAUCCCCAACCCCGCAACAGCAGCACGCCAGCAGCAGUAACAGCAGUAGCAGCGGCAGCAAGACAUCUGAGAUGCCAAAUCUACAGCAAACCGCCGCAAGUGCAUCUUCGCCCUUCAGCACGAAGCCUUCAAGGGCGAAGAAUGCGCUUGCGAGCGUCGCUAGCGAGGGAGGGCCCCAGACGAAGCGUGUGAGUAAAAUGGGAGGGUCCAAGACGGAGGCUGCGGAAGGGGGGAGUCGUCCUACAGCCUCAGCGCCCUCCGCUGCAGCAACAGCAGCAGCAGCAGCAGCAGCGGCAGCUACGCCUGCAGCGGCAGUAGCGGCAGCAGCAUCGGGGACGGGGGUGACUGGUGGCAGCAGUACGAAGCCAAUGGCGCGUCCUGCUGCUGCAGCACCCUCCGCUGCUGCUGCUGCACCCUCCGCUGCUGCGGCUGCACCCUCCGCUGCUGCUGCUGCACCUGCUGCAGCAGCAGCAUCUGCUGCUUCCACGACACUGCCUGUACGGCGAAGUCCUCUGGGGCCUGAGGCGGUUUCCAUAAUGAAGGCGCGGAUGGCUGGCCUCCCCACCCCCGUAUUACUUCCCCAGACACCUCAGGGGGACGUGAGGCCCCACAGUAGCAGCAGCAGCAGCAGCAGCAGCAGCAGCAGCAGCAGCAGCAGCAGCAAGGGUGUCCGCAGCACCGUACCGACGUCUGCACCGAGCAAGGCGGAUGCAGCACCAGGAGGGCUGAGUAGCAGCAGCACAGGCAGCAGACUCAGCGGCAGCGGUGCCUCUCCGAGGCAGCUGCGAGCAUCAGAGAGCUCAACUGGGGAAGGGCGUGGGGGUGGCUUUGUGGGGGGCCAUGCCGCAGCAGCCGCUAGCAGCAGCAGCAGCAGCAGCAGCAGCAGCACAAAGGCUGAUGGUGCUGUCGCACGGGGCCGCCAUGAAGGUGGUAGCAGCCUUAAGGUUGCUGAGCACCACGUGUCUACGCGUCAACUGGACGGCAGCAGCAGCAGCUAUAGCAGCAGCAGCAGGAGCACUGCUGCUGGCGUAGGGAUUACCAGUUCGAACAAUGCAGUGCCGUCCGUGACUUGCGGCAGCAGCAGCAGCAGCGCAAGGGCUCAUGCGAAUGACGGGAGUCACUCCUCAAGGGUGCGAAGUGGAAUGCCUAGCAGUAGUGGCAGCGUCCGAGAAGGCUCCAGCAGCAGCAGCAGCAGGCAGCAGCAGCAGCACGGCAGCGGGGGCAGCAGCCGAGACGGGGAUGGACGCUCGUCUAGCAGCAGCAGCAGCAGCAGCAAACAAUCAGCAACCCGAAGCAGCCAUAGCAGCGGGAGCUCGCGUGGCAGUGGAACCAAUGCUAGUGGUAGCAGCAGUAGCAGUGGCAGCAGCAGCAGCAGUAGCAGUGGCAGCAGCAGCAGCAGUAGCAGUGGCAGCAGCAGCAGCAGUAGCAGUAGCAGCAGCAGCAGCAGCAAAGACACCAACAGGCCACGCAUGCAUACGUCGUCAGCUUCCAGGAGUACUAGCGGUGUGUCUAAGACGCGCGUUGCUCCCAAGGCGCCUCCUCCGAUCAUAGCUCCUCGUGGCAUCAGCAGCAGCAAGCCGCUUGCCGGCACUGCAGAGGCCGCUUUAGUGCCGUCGCAUGCGCAUUCUCACGCUCCAUCAGCGGCGACUCAUGGAAGCAGCAGCAGCAACAGCAGCAGCAGUGGAGGCCUUCCCGCCUUCAAUGCCUCUGGCCCUGCCUCGACGAGUCGCUCCCUUGGGGCCGUCGAGGGGUCUUCGGGGAGCAGCAGUUCGAGUGGCUGGCAUACCAAGAGAGAAGGAGAUCCUCAAGAGGGUGAAGAUGAAAGAAAAAGGCCGCGCACCGUUACUGCAGACGCGCACAGCAGUCGACUAUCGGGUUCUCGUAGUAAGGCCAGAAGGCCUAGUACUGUCACUCCACCUCCGCCUCCGCCUCCUCCACCUUCAGGAGGUCUUUCUGCAGCUGUAGAUAGCAGCAGUGCCCCGCAGCCGCGCAACGCUCUGUUUGCUCAGCAUGGCGAGCAGAGACAUGGCAGGAGUUAG